AUUGACUCUUGAAAUUCGAAACCUCCGUGCUCGGCGCCUAGCAGGAGAAAUUCCGCAAUCGCAAGUUUUCGAGGUGAUCAAAUAUUUCAGCUUUGUUGAUAAUCCCCAGCGGCGCACAUCCAACAAGUCUUUGAAGGAAACAACCCUUCGGUUUGUAGGUGAACAUUACAUCGUCCUGCUACUUUUGUCCGAUGAGCGGCGCAGCAGAAAUUCUUGACACAUUCGGUUCACACCAUGAAAUCCGGUGAAAACUCGCGCCUACAUAGAUGACUUUACAGAUGAAAAAUCUGUACACUCUCUGGUCUUUUUUAUUUUGAUUUGAACUCACUAUAGAUAGCAGAUUCAUAAGCUUGUACUCUGAUUUCUUCUAUGCUGCAGGACUGACGAAUGGGAUGAAACUAUGUCAUCCUUGUUGAGUGUUGUAAUCAGCGCAUAUUCAGCGAAUUUCUAGAGAGUUUUGUUUUGCUGUGGACCAAAUAUCAGGGAUUACCUAGAAAAGUACAACGUGCUUGGCGAUCGCCUAAAAAGUGGACAUUCUCGUAACGCUCCCACAUACAAAGCCAUUUGGCUUUCAGCAUUUUGCUUCUUGUCCUCGUUCCAUGGUAUGGCGGGUAGUGUGGCGGCUUACAAAGGGAUGUUUCAGUGGAACGUUAAAGCCAAUGCGUCCAGGAGAAUUUUUUUUACACUUUCUUUUUACAAUUUUAAAUUUCAACAGUUUCAAUUGCAAGAAUGACAAUACACUCCAGUGUGGAUGAAGUCUCUUAAAAAUUUAUGAGCGAAGCACCAACGAGACAUAUGAGAUUUAAACACUAUCGGUACCGACGUUUGUGUUUAGAUAUGUGGGCAGGAAAUGAAUGCUACGCAUAAACAACCCGCGAAAGUUGUUUUACGGUGCUUUUCUUGUUUCCCUGAAACUGAAACCAAACGAGGAGCUUAAAGAAAGUGUGAAAUGUCCACGGAUUGUGCUUCUGCUUGGAAACGUCGAGGACGGAAAGUACAUCCGUUGCUCCCUUUUACGUAGCAACGCUCACGGCGUGCUUCGAUGGCAACGUUCUCUUCCAAAAGUUGGUAAGCUGAUGUGAACAGAAAGAUAAAAAUCCCUCACAAACAUUCCUUCGCACAGAGUACAGAAUGUAUUUUUAUUAUCCGCUUGAUAUAUAUGCCUGCGAACUGUACAUCCAUUAUCCAACGAUUGAUCAAAAUAUAAUCGAAUGCUUCGAGUGUAGGCGUUUGUAGCCGUUGCACAACUUUGUAUCUGACCACAUAUAAGCGAUAGUUGAUGAAGAUUAGAUGUAUGGUUUGGCCGUAUUGCGUGCAGCAAAGUUUAUCCCACAAGUUUGGAAUGAAUUUCACACCAAUGAACUGUUUGACGCCUAAGGGAAAAACGUGAUUCCUCU
Molecule: messenger RNA, 1397 nt
Organism: Opisthorchis viverrini
Lineage: Eukaryota; Metazoa; Platyhelminthes; Trematoda; Opisthorchiida; Opisthorchiidae
Exons: 2
Coding region: 855-1082 (75 amino acids)
Source: RefSeq, a predicted model, not a curated record